UGAUAAAACAAAAAUUCAAUGAUUCACUUAGGGCUCAAGUAUAAGUCUAAAAUAUUUUUUUAAGCUACCCUAGGUCUCUCAAAAAUUGUAUGAAAAUAUUAACAAGACGGCCAGGAGUCAGCUCUCCACUAGAAAAAUAAGAAAAGCAGAGGAUGAGGCAGUAGUAGUUUCGAGGAGCGCAGGAGAUUGGGUCAGCAUGCGGGAGAUAGUCACCCUGCAGAUCGGCGGAGCGGGCAAUGCCAUUGGCGAUUCGUUCUGGCACGUCAUCUCGCACGAACAUGGCGUGGAUUAUGCCUCGGGAAGAUUCGGGGGCACCAGCCCUUUGCAACUGGAGCGGAUUAAUGUAUUCUUCAAUGCGACGGCCAGCAAAAGGUUCUAUGCCCGCUCCAUACUCAUCGAUACGGAGGCGAGCACAAUACAGCGUUUGAAUGCCAGCAGUCAGCUUUACAGGCCGGAGAAUUUUGUGGCGGGAACGGAGAGUGCUGGGAAUAAUUUUGCCCGCGGCUAUCACACCGAUGGAGCAGCUAUCCUGGAGCAAGUGCUGGAUAGCACGCGACGGGAGGUGGAAUCGGUGGACUCGCUGCAGGGCUUUCAGCUCCUCCACUCGAUUGGCGGCGGCACGGGCUCCGGUUUGACUUCGCUGAUUAUGGAGGCUCUGGUGGAGCAGUAUCCGGAUAAUUUGCUAUGCAAUUAUGUGACCAUUCCAUCGCCCAAUAUGUCCCAAGUGGUAGUGGAACCCUAUAAUGCCUUGUUGAGCACCCCUGCCCUGGUGAACAACUCGCAUUUGACGUUCUGCUUGGACAACGAGGCCUUGUUUCAGAUCUGCAAUAGGAAUCUGAAGAUUAAGAUGUCCGGCUAUGAGCAUAUUAAUCAUAUUGUGGCCUUGACCAUGUCUGGGAUUACCACCUGCUUGAGAUUCCCAGGUCAACUAAAUGCCGGGCUGCGCAAGAUCUAUGUGAAUAUGGUUCCCUUUCCGAGGUUGCAUUUCCUCAUUCCCGGCUUUGCACCGCUGGUCACCUGCAAGCAGCAGCAGUUCAGCAAGGGCACCGUUUCGGAGCUCGUCCAGCAGAUCUUCUCGAGCAAUAAUCUCCUGUGUGCCAUUGAUUUAAGGCAGGGUAAAUUACUCACAGCUGCUGGAAUUUUCCGUGGCAGAAUGUCGCCGCGGGAGGUGGAUCAACUGAUGACUGGGGUGAGGAACAAGAAUAUCAAUAAUUUCGUCGAUUGGAUACCGAAUAAUAUCAAGACUGCCAUUUGUGAUAUUCCACCGAGGGGUUUGAAAAUGUCGGCCACUUUUAUAGGCAACACGACGGCAAUUCAGUCGCUUUUUCAGCGUCUGCUCGACGGAUCCAUGGCCAUGUUGCGGCGCAAGGCCCAUUUGCAUUGGUACACCGGCGAGGGAAUGGAGGAGCAGGAGUUCCAGGAUGCCCAGCAGGAGCUGCAGGCCAUCAUCGAUGAUUAUCGCAGCAGUGCCGAGGGUGAGGAUUCAGGAGGAGCUGGCCGAAAUGGAACCGCCGAGGAUGACAGCGAUGAGGAUGCCACCGCCGCCGGUCCCAAGUGUCCUUACUGCACCGAUUAA
Molecule: messenger RNA, 1576 nt
Organism: Drosophila takahashii
Lineage: Eukaryota; Metazoa; Arthropoda; Insecta; Diptera; Drosophilidae
Gene: betaTub65B
Product: beta-Tubulin at 65B
Biological process (GO): microtubule cytoskeleton organization; mitotic cell cycle
Cellular component (GO): cytoplasm; microtubule
Molecular function (GO): GTP binding; GTPase activity; structural constituent of cytoskeleton
Source: RefSeq, a predicted model, not a curated record